Tribolium castaneum (red flour beetle) is the source of this 2140-nucleotide messenger RNA. Its product is annotated as zinc finger protein 227. NCBI's taxonomy places the organism in Eukaryota, Metazoa, Arthropoda, Insecta, Coleoptera, Tenebrionidae. Gene Ontology annotation, biological process: regulation of transcription by RNA polymerase II. Gene Ontology annotation, cellular component: chromosome; nucleus. The record is from RefSeq and is a predicted model, not a curated record. Gene Ontology annotation, molecular function: chromatin insulator sequence binding; zinc ion binding. Bases 111 to 1592 code for a protein of 493 amino acids. The transcript is spliced from 2 exons.
AGUGAAAUCCCCAGUUUGUUUUUACUCAACAUGGCGCCGAAGUUGACGAAGCUUUGACAGCCCGUUUGAACUUUAUUGAGCUUUUUAUUGAUAUUUAUGUUUAGUUUUACAUGACGAUGUAUACUUUACCGCAUUUUUGCCGUGUUUGCCUCAAAUACGAUAAGAAUCUCAUCGAUUUAGAACACAUAGAAAACGAGCCGAAUGAAACUUUAAUGAGCAAACUUCAGUACUGUGUAUCUGGAGUGGAGUGGAACCUCUUCAAACCUUUAUUAUGUCAUCCUUGUAUAAAGCGCUUGAACAUCACGUACAAUUUCAAAAAACAAUGCCUCCAGUCAGCUUCAGUGUUGAAAAGUUACGUGAGUCUGGUUACAAAAAGCAACGGAGAAAACGAGCAACCUGAGGGGGUCACAGUCGUCGACCCUUCCCAGUCAAACGCUUACAUGAUGCUCCCCAACCAGAAAUACAUCAAAAUCGUGGUAGGACCCCAGACACAAAACACGUUCCAGAAUGUUUUCCUCAAUGUUGUGCCAACAACAACCAUCAGCCCGGUCCCCAUCGAUAACAAGGACACAAACCAAAACGUUUUCCUUAAUAUCAACAACACGUUUCAAAGAUACGUCCCCACAAUAGAAAACCAAGUGGCGAAUCUCAACGUCAGCCAGUUGUUCACGGAGAGCAAAAGCGAAGAGCUUAGCGUUGAAAUCGACCCAACUGACUUUGGUCUCGGCGACGAGGGCAACUCAGAGACUGAAGAAGAUCCCGAAAACGGGAUUAACGACUGGGAAGACGUCAUUUCCGCCAUGAAGAUUGCCUCUCGCUCCAACGGGGCCACCUCUAACGGCAAGCACCUCGACCCUGCCAAGACCACCUUCGGCACUUACGUUCCUAUUCUCCCAAAGCAGACCGACGAGAAAAUGGACUUUAGCAAUUCCGGAGAGCAUUUUCUGUCCCCACAGCUCUACUCCCCCCUCGACUUCAACUGCGAGACUUGUCAGAAACCGUUUACCUCCCGGCUGGGCCUCAGAUUCCACAUCAAAAAUUUCCACAUGGGGAAAUACCCCUUCAAGUGUGACUAUUGCAGGAACGAGUAUAUGUGCCGUGUGGAAUAUGAGGCCUGCAUGAAAUACCACAAAUCCGAAUCGGACUCGCUCACUUUGAACGACUUCAAAGACACCUCGCUGGAGCCAGACAAGGGGGCCACGACUGAAUCCGAAGCCAAACCAGACCUGACUGACCUAGUUUGCGACAUUUGCCAUAGACAAUUCAACAGCCCCUCGGGCCUGCUGAGACACAAAGUCCGCAAACACAACCAGAAAAGCAAGAAGAAGUAUUUCAUCAAAGGGAUGAAAAAUGCCAAAUGUGAUAUUUGCAAUCGGGAGUUUUCGACGCAGAGUUACAUGCAGUUGCACAGAAAAUUGCACCUGAGGGAUGACGUCGGCUAUAAAUAUAAAGUUUUCGGAAGGACGAGAUACCUACAAGAGAAGAAAGCGGAGGAAAGCGAGCAAAAAUCGGACAAUCAAGACACUAGCAAUAAAGAGGGGGAAGCUGAAGUGAAGAAAGAAGAAGAGUCGAAUUCGGAUGAGGAAAAUUGAGCCUUAUUUUAUAUCAACUUUUGAUAAGGCACUCGAAUUUUAUUUUUUACCGAGAGUAUUUUAAGGUUCCUCUUAGCCUCAAACACCAAUCAGAAUCAAAAUAGUACUUGCAAUACUUGUGUUCUCAAGCACAAACCUUGGUGUUUAUUUAUUUCAACAUCUUGAUUUUUAUAUUGAUUUGUACAUACACAUGUAUUCCCUUUUUUAGUUAUAGGUAGGUGCGUUUUAUUUUACUGUUUUCUGAACUGAUUCUUACGUAAAAACCAAAAACGACUAUUGUAUGCAAACUUUAUGAUAAGCUUCUAGGAUUAUUUUUUAUAUAUAUUUGUUAAGCUUCAAAACUCAUUGUCACACAUAAAAUACUUACGACCCACUGAGGCAUGUUUUUGGCGAGUCGCAAGCGCGUAGAUGGGUUGGAUAUGGCCAUGGGCCUCCAUUUGUUAUCGUUUUUAUUCUGAAAAGUAGAAUAAGUUGUCAUUAGUUUUAUUUAUUUCGUAUCAUUUGUAUUUUAUAUUAUGAUAAUCACAAUAAAUAUUUUUUGACAAAAA